UAAAUAUUACGUCUUAUAACUUCUGGAUGGUGCUCACUUUAGUUCGUGUUUGUAGAUGAUACAAUAGUGAGGUAGAGAACAGUAAAUGGUUUCAGUCUUUGAUUCAGAUCACAUGAUUAGUGUCAUAUGACAUUGAUGAGCCCUCGAAAGAGGGAAAGAGGGAAUGAGAGCAGAAAUCUUCCACAGUUGCCAGUAAUACACUCUUUCACGAGUGUUGUCGUCUGUCGUGAUGAAUUCAGAUGGAUAAACAGAUCCUGAAGUAAAUCGCUGGAUCAUGGAGAGUUUGGGAGUUUUGUCUGUUCUCGCCACCGCUUGUGUUUUGGGAGUGGUGAUGAGUCAGACAACACUCAGUCCUGCUGUGACGAUCACCACAGCCAGUGCAAACAUGACCACUGCUGCUCCCAGCACUACAGCGCUCAGCUGCUCCGGCCUCAACACUUCCACCUGUGCUGCCUGCGCUCCUGGCUCUUAUUAUGAUAAUGAAACUCUGUUGUGUUCUUGCUGUCCUGAGGCCGGGCUGUGUGUGUUCCCUGGAGCCUGUCUUCUGUGUGUGCAGGGUUUCUAUCAGCCUCUAGCAGGACAGCAGGGCUGUCUGCCCUGUUUAUCUGGGUUUUACAGCAAUUCCACUGGAAGCCCCGUCUGCCAGCCGUGUCCUACUGGGUCCUACAGCAAUAACACGGGCUCUGCCUCCUGUACAGCCUGUGCACCAGGUUUCUACACAUCUUUGCAAAAUUCAACAUCAUGUAACCCAUGUCCACAAGGCAUGUACUGCAAUUCCUCCAGCUGUACUCAGUGUCAGGUCUGUCCUGCAGGCUCAGAGGCUCUACAGACCGCUUCCAAAGAAUGCACACCUUGUCGCCCAGGAAUGCACAAGCCUGCCCAUCAAAUCAUUUGUCAGAUUUGCAGCAGGGGUUUCUAUCAGAUCCACUGGGGCCAGGAGAACUGUGACCGGUGUCCUGAAAACCACUACUGCCCUAGUCCUGAUGUAAAUCCGAUCGAGUGUCCCAGUGAUGCGUUCUGUCCCGAGGGCAGCACGGCCCCUGGUUACUGCAUGGAGACCUUCUUCAGAAAGGCAGGGGAGACGUGUGAACUUUCUCCUGUUACCAUUGCACUGCUUGUUAUUGGAGGAGGAGUGGGUCUUCUCUUCAUCAUUAUUUUGGUUCUGCGGAGGAGAAGAGAUAAUGACAGCGAGCUUUCCCUUGCCCGGACCCCCCUCCUGCGAAAAGACCGCCCACGUGGUCGCUUCUAUGGAAUCCCUUGUGAUGCUGAGCCUGUUUAUGCAGGCUGGUGACGUCAUGACCAUGUACAUACCUCACAGAUUUUGUCUGAAAGUUUCUAUUUAGAACUUUGAACUGUUGUAAGCUUUAUAUUGGUAAGAUACUAUUAAAUAUUUAAUGAAUGAAGACGCACUUUUCUGCAUUCCAUUUUUAAAACCUGUUUAAC
Molecule: messenger RNA, 1443 nt
Organism: Cyprinus carpio (common carp)
Lineage: Eukaryota; Metazoa; Chordata; Actinopteri; Cypriniformes; Cyprinidae
Molecular function (GO): protein binding
Source: RefSeq, a predicted model, not a curated record